GGUAAAUUCUGUCCUAUCUUAUCGAGAGAACGGGGAGUAAAGCCUGGAUCGGGGAGUACAUGGAUCAGGGAGAGGGAAGCAGAGCGUGAGCAGAGCGCCGGCUUGGAACGCGGGCAAACACAAUGUUGAGGCUGUUCGUCCAGUCUCUGGCGAUUCUACUUCUCGUUCUGCUCCUCCUCGCCAACUUCGUGGUCGUGAAGAGCGCGGAGGCUGUGACCGUUCUCUACAGGAAGAUCAGCAGGCAAUGAAGAUGCCGGGGACGGGACUGGACAGGAGAUGCUGCAUUACUGCCUGCCUCACAUCGCCCACCACUUCAGCAGACAGCUGCCGAAACGCAACAGAGCAAAAUUCCAAGUGCUGUUGGCCCUGUUUGUGAGCGGCUUCCUCUUGCCACAGUUGUCCGUGCUCGCUCGACCGAGGUCAUCGAGAUAUUGUAACCAGCCCCUCCUCCACAAUCUGACCACUUACAUCAUCUUCACUUUCCUGAUGACAGGAUUCACUUUCCUUUUGACGCUGAUGGAUCCGAUUCCCUGCAAGCUGAGAGCGGCCUUUCAUACAUUUGGAGUUGGAUCAUUUCUACAAGGUGCCUUAACCACCUCAUUCACCAUUGCUGCCCCUCAGUGUGCAAUCACCACUCCAGAGCUCUACUACCUGUCCCUUGUGCUGUCUGUACUGAGUGUGCUCGCUACAGUGUUCAUCGUGUUCCUGAUCCCAUUCCGGAUGAUCAACGGUUUCCAUCCUGGAACGCUUUUAACUCCAGGAUCACGCGCUGGAAACCGCCACAAACCGGUCGCGGGCUGCCCGUGCUGCUGGUACAUUUAACGAAGGCAUUGGUGAAUCCCACACAUGAAUGAAUAAUGCAUUUGGUUGCUGUGCAACAGAAGCUUCUGGAACAUUCCGCUGCACGAGUUCACACGCUAUUCCAGUGGAAACAGCCCGAGCUGAGUUGGUCAAAAGACUGAAAUGGAUUUGUUGUCAGUAUUUGCUUUGUAGGUUUAACGUGGUGGACGGCUUAGAACAGUUCUGUUGGUAGACUGUUGGUUCCCUGCAUUAGACAGCGUGGAGGGCAUUUCUAAUCCAUUUAAUUGUACAGCAGCAGUCGACAUGAAUUGUUGCUGUGUUCUCUUAUGUAAAGUGGAACAGGACAUUUAUUUACUGAUAGGUUUUAUACACAGCUGUUUAACCCUUUGUGACCUUUACACAUAACGUGAUGUGCUGAGUACGGAGGCCAAUGCAAGUCCCAAGGCUAGACCGAGACCGACCCCGACCCCCCAACCCUGCAAAACACCUGCAUUUUACAGCAAAGAUAGACACCAAAUGCUGGAGUAAAGGGCAACACGGUGGCGCAGCGGUACAGUUGCAGCCCUACAGCACUUGCAGAGCUGGAGACCCAGGUUCGAUCCCGACUACGGGUGCUGUCUGUACGGAGUGUGUAUGCUCUCCCCGUGACCUGCGAGGGUUUUCUCCGAGAUCUUCGGUUUCCUCCCACACUUCAAAGACACACAGAUUUAUAGGUGAAUUGGCUUGGUAUAAAUGUAAAUUGUCCCUAGUGUGUGCAGGAUAGCGUCCAUAUGUGGGAUCGCUGGUCGGCGCGGACUAUGUGGGCCGAAGGACCUGUUUCCACGCUGAAUCUCUAAACUAAACUUAGCGGGUCAGGCAGGAUCUCUGGAGAGAAGGAACAGGUGACGUUUCGGGUCGAGACCCUUGUGCGUUCUUCAAAUGAGUCUGAAGAAGGGUCUCGACCCGAAAUGUCACUUAUUCCUUUUCUCCUGCCGAGUUACUCCAGCGUUUUGUGCCUUAUCUUUGGUGUAAACCAGCACCUGCAGUUCCUUCCUACAUUGCAUUUAUACAGAGCCUUUCAAGAAAUGCUGAAGCAUUUUCCGACCAAUGAGGACCAUGCUUCUCAUACAUGGAAACAGGCCAUUCGGCCCACUGAGGCCUUGCCGACCAGUGAGCUCCCUUCUUUCAGCACCUGGCCCAUUGCCUUCAAUGCCUAGGUGAUUGAAGUGCGCGGAUAGACAUCUUGUGAAUGUCGUCAGCGACUAGGCUAUCACUGUUCUCCACAGUUGUAUGUUCCACUUACUCGUCCCCCUCGAGUGGAAAUUACCCACUUCCGACCCACCU
Messenger RNA from Leucoraja erinaceus (little skate), 2124 nucleotides. RefSeq lists its product as uncharacterized. Lineage: Eukaryota; Metazoa; Chordata; Chondrichthyes; Rajiformes; Rajidae. Bases 277 to 822 code for a protein of 181 amino acids. The transcript is spliced from 7 exons. The record is from RefSeq and is a predicted model, not a curated record.